UAGUGAAUGCAAAUUUCUGAACUCUAGGGUUUAAGCAAGAGAUUUCACCUUCACUCAGAUCCAAUCCCCACACCGCACAAAUGGCCGCCGGCGCCGCCGCAGCCCGAUCGUUUUUCCGGUCAACAUCCGUCCGCAACGCCGCUGCAAGAAUCUCCUCAGAGGCCAAAUGCAAAGCCGGCGCCGCUCCUUCUCCGUUUCGAUUCUCUACGACGAAACCUCUUUCUCAUCGUGUUUUCAGGUGUCCGGUUGAAAUGAGCGUUUGUUUGGAGACGAUGCAACCGUUUCAUACGGCUACUGCUUCCGCUUUGAUGACGUCUAUGCUUACUGUUUCUCGCACCGGUUACGGUUGGCUUCCUCAAGGAGUUGACGAUACUAGCUGAAGAAAUCAAGAGGCUAAACAAGGAUAAAUUGGAUUUUGUUAGCUUGCAACAAUGACUUGUGAGGGAGGAUUCAAGCAAAUUAAUUCCAGAAGAAGCCUUAUUCAUCUCCAUGUUUUCAAGAUCGUUUAUCUGUUUCGUUAUGCAAUGUUCGUAUGUUAAUUUGUUCCUUUUAAAAGGUUGAUAUGCGAGUAAUAAUAGGUGAAUUUAAAUACUAACCAAAGAGUGAAA
Messenger RNA from Helianthus annuus (common sunflower), 608 nucleotides. RefSeq names its product protein NUCLEAR FUSION DEFECTIVE 6, mitochondrial. Gene Ontology annotation, cellular component: mitochondrion. The record is from RefSeq and is a predicted model, not a curated record. NCBI's taxonomy places the organism in Eukaryota, Viridiplantae, Streptophyta, Magnoliopsida, Asterales, Asteraceae. Bases 81 to 380 code for a protein of 99 amino acids. The transcript has 4 exons.